CUUCGUUGCUAGAGCUCGAUGAUCAUCAAAUCCAAGCACCGUUCCACCAUUCUCGAGAGAAAAACUAGGGCUGGGAUUUUUCAAGGUUUGGGUAGCGUGAAGUUUGGAUUGAUGGCUUCACCGGGGAGUUUGCUUGAAAUGAAGCUUAUGGAGGUUGGACUCUUGCUUUUGCGGCCGCCGUCCACGGUGGAGGAACUCCUUUCCCUUCUUGAUCGAACCGAAACUUUGUUGUCUGUAGUGGAGCAAUCACCUUCUUCGACAAUGACAACUUCACUUUUUCCUACAGUAAUAGCACUGGUUUCCAAAGAAAUAUUCAUACAUCAAGAUGAGGAUAUUAAACUUGGUGUAGCGUCUUGUAUUAGUGAAAUCACAAGAAUAACAUCACCGGAGGUCCCAUAUGAUUAUGAUUUGAUGAAGGAGGCCUUCCAAAGGAUUGUUGAAGCCUUUGAAAAGUUGGAUGACAUGACUAGUCAGUCAUACCCAAGGAGAGUUUCAAUCCUUGAAACUGUUGCUAAGGUUCGAUCCUCUGUUGUGAUGUUGGAUCUUGAAUGUGAUGCAUUAAUUCUAGAGAUGUUUCGUCAUUUCCUGAGGACCAUAGGGUCAAAUAAUUCAGAAAAUGUCUUUUUCUUAAUGGAAAAUAUUAUGACAUUCGUGUUGGAAGAGUGUGAAGAUAUCCCCUCCGAGUUUCUCUCAUGCCUCUUAACCUCAUUAAAGAAAGAUAGUAAGAAUAUUUUACCCACUAGUCGCAGAUUAGCAGAGAAAGUUAUUGCAAACUGUGGCGCUAAGUUGAAACCAUACUUGGUGGAUACGUUGAAUUCAACUGGUGUUCCUUUAUCUGAUUACUGUGAUAUUGUUGCUUCAAUCUGCCAAGGAAAGUCUGAUGAUUUCGAUCAAGAUGGUUUAGAGCCUUCUAAUGAGCAUUUGAAUUUUGGAAAGGAAAAUAACAAGGAUCUGAAUGAGACACUAGUUGGUUCCAAGAUCAAAGUAUGGUGGCCAGAGGACAAGUUAUUUUAUCAUGGUAUUGUUGAAGCUUUUGAGCCAACCACAAAGAGGCAUAAAGUUGUAUACUCAGACGGUGAUGUUGAAAUAUUGCUACUAAAGAAUGAGCGAUAUGAACUAAUUGAAGAGGGGCAAGAUGAACUUACUCGAAGUCCUAAUGGACCUUCAAAAGGGUGGCGAGGCAAGAAAACAAAAUGUUCAGAAUCUGUACCUAGAGCGGCAAAGAAAGAAACAUUGUUGAAGAGGUGGGAAAAAUCUCGGUCAGUUGUCGAAGGUUUUAACAGUAAGAAUGGAAGUUAUAUCAGAAAGCUUAGAGGAAAGCCUAAAGUUAUCUACCCAACAUGUUAUUGGUCUGUGUGCUUCUUCAAGCAAAUACAAUGCAAAGCCUGCAAACAAAAUUCCAGAGAUCAAUUCCAGAGCAUGUAAUCACAGUGCAGAGGAGCACCUGGACAGGUCCAUGAAUGUUAAAUCCGAAGCCAACAUUAAUUCCGAUGAUGAAACACUGGCUACUGCUAUGCAGUUGAAGAAUGCUGACAGAUAUAUUCCAAAAACCAGCCGGAAAUUUAAAAGGCCGAUGACUUACUCUUCUGGUAAAUCUAAUGUGAGUGGUGGUUCUUGGAUGAAAGUUAAAUCGAGAGUUCAACAAAGCAAGUUUCAAGCUGCCGAGACUUCUCAAGAUGAUAACUUUUUUGCUGCUGCAAGUGCUAAGAAGCGCCUGAGAGAUGGCUACAGUUAGCCAAGCAUGGCUGUGUGGAAUGUUAGUAAUGAUUUUCAUUUUGGAUGUUAAUCUAUUUGUAUAUAUGAUGCUUGUUUAGAAGAAAUUAUCUUGGAUUUUCAUCCUUCAGGCUGUGUUUUCAAUCGUUCUAACUUAUGUAGUAUGCUUUCUUUUA
This is a messenger RNA of Dioscorea cayenensis subsp. rotundata (Guinea yam), 1889 nucleotides long. RefSeq lists its product as uncharacterized. Gene Ontology annotation, biological process: mitotic sister chromatid cohesion; DNA repair. The coding region runs from base 19 to 1425 and encodes 468 amino acids. Gene Ontology annotation, cellular component: nucleus; chromatin. The transcript is spliced from 11 exons. NCBI's taxonomy places the organism in Eukaryota, Viridiplantae, Streptophyta, Magnoliopsida, Dioscoreales, Dioscoreaceae. The record is from RefSeq and is a predicted model, not a curated record.